Suillus plorans is the source of this 897-nucleotide messenger RNA. RefSeq lists its product as uncharacterized. The coding region runs from base 221 to 766 and encodes 181 amino acids. The transcript has 5 exons. Lineage: Eukaryota; Fungi; Basidiomycota; Agaricomycetes; Boletales; Suillaceae. The record is from RefSeq and is a predicted model, not a curated record.
ACGAAGUCCUUAAAUAGCUCUCAGACGUGAUAAUCGGAUGCAGUUGACGUUCUUGAAAUAGGAAUCUUUGUCUCUUAAACAAAGCCCGUGAUAUCCUGUCCUUGUUGCCUAAAAGACUCUAGACUGGACACGCCCCGAAUACGCUCUGGAGGAGGAGUACAUAGCGGACACGUGAUUCCCACUGUUACCUUGAGGACCUUUCAGGCUCGGGUAAUUGCACAUGCUCAACACAUCGAGAGAACAACCGACUACGCUGCACAUCUACAAUUUCGGGAGUGUGUUUGGUAAUCGCAAGAUUAUCAAAGGGGAAGACAAGACCACAACUUUAUAUUUCAUGCAGAACACUCGGAGUUCGAUGCACUGGACUUUUGAUCUGCAUGCUGAUGGCUCAGAUGGUCCCUUGCUUUGUCGAGCUCAGUCUUCGUACAAUGGACCACCACUGUUGGAUGAAGUAAACCAUGGGCCCACGAUUUUAUCCAUGACUGGUAUCAGAUAUCCAGUCAAGAUGGAGAGGAAGCGUGGAGCCUUCAACGGAACGGUUUUCUUCGAGGGUCCCGACCAUAAGGAGUAUCGCUGGCAAACGACCGCGCGACUGUUUAGUGCUGCGAUGGAGUGUUUGGAUGCCGAGGACACCCUCAUAGCGACAUAUCGUGUUACAUCCAUGUCAGUGACGAAAGAUGGUGUUCUUGUUGUUCAACCCUCGGGGAAAUUCAUGCUGGACCUGCUCGUCGCUACCAGCCUUGCGAUGCGCACGCCCAAUAAUUGAAAUGUCUUUUGGAUACGCCCUCUUUUACCUCUACUUGGAAGAACUAUUCUGAUGCAUGUGGUCAUUCUAUUGGUGCUAUUUUUAUUGCGCGGGUCGUAUCUUCGUAAUUCACCAGCAUCGGCAAUUUCUAU